Messenger RNA from Hydra vulgaris (swiftwater hydra), 919 nucleotides. The record is from RefSeq and is a predicted model, not a curated record. NCBI's taxonomy places the organism in Eukaryota, Metazoa, Cnidaria, Hydrozoa, Anthoathecata, Hydridae.
UAUCUAAUUAAAUCCACCAAAUCCGAUAAUAAAAACAGCUCAAUUAAUAGAUUUAAAAAUCAUCUGAUUUUUGCAUUAUGAUAUGUGCGCCAACUGUACUCUAAAACCACUAAAACUUGGCCAUGCUUUCUCUCAUUCAAAUCGAUUAUACAACAAGGAACUGCAAACUAAAAUACAGCAAAGAACUACAAGUAAGUUUCAUCUCUAUCGUUUACAAGUUUACUUAUUUUAAUCAUCCAUUUAAAAAAUUAAUCUUAAUUCGGAACUAAUAAAGUUAUUAUGCUUUUGACACAAGAAUAAACAUUAAGAUUAUAUUUUAGAAAUGAGCAGCCAAAAUACAGAAGGCGACGAAGAAGUUUCAGAAUUUUUUAGAAAUGUUCAAGAGAUAAGUGAAAAAGAAUUAUCCUCAUCGGAAGUAAUGGACAAACUAAAAACCUUGGAAGAUUCAGUUGGUCUUAUAUUACAACAACUUAAAAAAUUAGAAAAAUCAAACGAAGCACCAACAGGAUCAAUAUCAACAGCACCCCUGGCAAAUAUUUCAGAAGCACCAACAGGAUCUGCAUCAAAAGCACCAUUGGCAGUUGUGUCAGCACCCCUUGCAGUUAUUUCAGAAGCACCAUUGGCAUCAGUGUCAGCAACACAUUCUUCAGUUGCAACAGCAUCUUGGGAGAGUUUCCUUUUAUAUCGCUCCCAGCACCCAGGCCCAUUAUCACAGAGGGCCUUCUUCCGGUGGUGCCAAUAUGGGGGAGAUGAUCCCUUCUUUAGAUGGAGGAGACAGAUCCCAUAUGGGGCCACCGGUAGGAGGAGUGGUGCUGGGAGGCAGAAUGACCAAAGGUCAAACAUUAUGAAUUUUUAUCAGUAGUUUUUUUUUUUUUUUGUGUUAAUUUAUUUAUUUGUUGUAAAUAUAUCUUUACGUUUC